Lathyrus sativus (Indian pea) is the source of this 1017-nucleotide messenger RNA. Lineage: Eukaryota; Viridiplantae; Streptophyta; Magnoliopsida; Fabales; Fabaceae. The record is from the annotation of a GenBank genome assembly.
AUGUCGACGAUUGCGCGCAGAGGUAUCCAUUUCAUGCAGAGACUGAAUUCCGCGAAUGUAUCUGCUGCUUUGCUAGAGAAGGGGCAAAAUCGUGUAAUCGAUGCUUCACUUACUCUUAUUAGAGAAAGAGCAAAGCUUAAGGCAAAACUUGUGCGUGCUUUGGGAGGUGCUGUUGCAACUUCAUCGCUUCUUGGAGUUCCUUUGGGACACAAUUCAUCAUUCCUUCAAGGGCCUGCAUUUGCGCCACCUCGCAUUAGGGAGGCCAUUUGGUGUGGUAGCACAAACUCGUCAACCGAAGAAGGUAAGGAUUUAAAAGACGCACGAGUGCUAACUGAUGUCGGUGAUGUCCCUAUUCAAGAAAUUCGAGAUUGUAGCGUAGAUGAUGAAAGAUUGAUGAAUGUCAUUAGUGAAUCUGUCAAGUUAGUGAUGGAAGAGGCUCCACUAAGACCCUUAGUUUUAGGUGGUGAUCACUCAAUAUCAUUUCCAGUUAUUAGAGCUGUCUCGGAGAAGCUUGGAGGACCAGUUGAUGUUCUUCAUAUUGAUGCGCAUCCCGACAACUAUGACGCAUUUGAAGGGAACAUUUAUUCCCAUGCUUCUCCCUUUGCUCGUGUCAUGGAGGGUGACUAUGUUCGGCGACUCUUGCAGGUUGGUCUUCGAACAAUAACACCUGAAGGACGUGCACAAGCAAAAAAAUUUGGGGUCGAGCAAUAUGAAAUGCGAACAUUUUCCAGAGAUCGCCCCUUCCUAGAGAGCCUGAAACUAGGGGAAGGUGUGAAAGGGGUGUAUAUCUCAAUAGACGUGGAUUGUCUCGAUCCUGCAUUUGCUCCAGGAGUGUCUCAUAUUGAACCGGGAGGUCUUUCUUUCCGCGAUGUUCUUAACAUCCUACACAAUCUUCAAGGUGAUGUUGUUGCUGGAGAUGUCGUUGAAUUCAACCCACAACGCGAUACCGUUGACGGAAUGACUGCUAUGGUAGCUGCUAAGUUGGUCAGAGAAUUGGCUGCAAAGAUUGCAAAAUGA